UUUCCGCGAGGUUGCCUUUCCCACGACAAAACCAAGAUUUCCACGCAAGCGAAUCCGGGCCGCAGCUCCAUGGGGAUGGGCCAGCGUGGCAGCGGGGGCGUUAUCGCCUGCGCCUCCGAGGCCGAAAUGUUGGCCCCGGCCUGUUUAUUAGUCGAUGUCCGCAUCCUCGACCGAGCCACUAGCAGGGUCGACUGCACAUGGAAUGAACGUGCGGUCGGGGUGGGCGCCUGCCAGGCGGCACCUCCGGCAGGAGAGGCUAACCUUAGCGGGACAGAAAAGGCGCAAGGAUGA
Gaeumannomyces tritici R3-111a-1 is the source of this 291-nucleotide messenger RNA. RefSeq lists its product as hypothetical. The transcript has a single exon. The coding region runs from base 70 to 291 and encodes 73 amino acids. The record is from RefSeq and is a predicted model, not a curated record. NCBI's taxonomy places the organism in Eukaryota, Fungi, Ascomycota, Sordariomycetes, Magnaporthales, Magnaporthaceae.